This is a messenger RNA of Ananas comosus (pineapple), 3249 nucleotides long. RefSeq lists its product as uncharacterized. Lineage: Eukaryota; Viridiplantae; Streptophyta; Magnoliopsida; Poales; Bromeliaceae. The transcript is spliced from 11 exons. The coding region runs from base 1 to 3249 and encodes 1082 amino acids. The record is from RefSeq and is a predicted model, not a curated record.
AUGGACAAGAGUUGGAUGAAAAAACCUAGAAGCAGUACCGAAUAUAAAGAAGGAGUCAACCAAUUUCUUGAUUUUGCAUUCCGAAAUGCAUCAAAUGGUGGCAAGAUUAUGUGUCCUUGUAUUCGUUGUGUUAAUUCCUCUUUACAAACACUUGAUGAUGUUAAAGUACACUUGAUAUGCGAUGGAUUUUUAAGAGGAUAUACUCGUUGGAUUUGCCAUGGAGAGGAUCCUAUAACAUCAUUAUCCUCUACUAAUCCUACCGCAUCUUCCUUCUCUAGUCAAGUCUCUCAUUUAGAAGCGAAUGCAAGAAGAUUGGAUGAUAUAGACGGGCUUCUGCAUGCUGCCAUGGGUAUAUCCAAUGAGGAAACUACUGGAAUUAAUUUUAUUAUAAAUGAAACAAAUAGACAACAAUCUAGUGAAUUUACUACUACGGAGCAAAGUAGUGAAGCAGGUGAUGCACAAGAACCUACAGAAAGGGCCGAUGCAGAACAGUGUGGAGGAAGCUCUAAUGGAGAGACAAGCGAGUUUUUAAAACUUUUAAAAGAUGCAAAUGAGGAGCUCUAUCCUGAUUGCAUGAAAUUUUCAAAAUUAUCUUUCAUAAUCCAUUUAUUUCACUUAAAGUGUUUAAAUGGAUGGACUGGAGAAUCAUUUAGCAAGUUGCUUGAGCUAUUAAUUGAUGCAUUCCCAGAAGGUACUUUACUCCCACGAUCCACAUAUGAAGCGAAAAAAGUUAUUAAGGCUUUAGGUCUUAACUAUGAAAAGAUUCAUUGUUGUCCAAAUGAUUGUAUGUUAUUUUGGGGUGAGAAAGCAAGUGAAGAAAUAUGCCAUGUUUGUAGUUCAUCUCGAUGGGUUACUAGAAAGCAAGUAGAUAAAGAAGCACAAACCCAUGAUAAAGAAACAAUGAUCCAUGACGAAAUAAACAAUGCUUCCAUUAAAAAGAAAAGGAAAGCGGCAAAGGUGUUGCGAUACUUUCCAUUGAUACCACGACUUCAAAGGCUUUUUGUAUCCACGAAAACAGCAAAAGAUAUGAGAUGGCAUGAGGAGGGUCGUGUAAAAGAUGGAUUGUUAAGGCACCCAGCAGAUGGAAAGGCAUGGAGAGCAUUUGAUGAACAUUAUCCCGAUUUCUCCUCUGACUCCCGUAAUGUGAGACUUGGUCUAGCUAGCGAUGGCUUCAAUCCUUUUAGAACAAUGAACACCACCUAUAGUACUUGGCCUGUUGUUAUAAUUCCAUAUAACUUACCACCUUGGAUUUGUAUGAAGCAAUCUAACUUUAUCUUAUCCAUGAUUAUUCCGGGUAAAAGAAGUCCAGGAAAUGAUAUUGACAUUUUCUUACAACCUCUAAUAGAGGAAUUGAAGCAAUUAUGGGAAGGAGUAGAUACAUAUGAUGCUUUUAAUAAACAAACAUUUCAUAUGCGGGCUAUGUUGAUGUGGACUAUAAAUGAUUUUCCUGCCUAUGGAAAUUUGUCCGGAUGGAGCACUAAAGGAAAGUAUGCAUGUCCUUAUUGUGCUGAAAAUACACAUUCUAAGUGGUUGUACAAUGGUAGAAAAUAUUGUUAUAUGGGUCAUCGUCGAUGGUUAUCCGAGGAUCAUACUUUUCGGUAUCAAAAUCAUUAUUUUGAUGGUAGUGAGGAGUUAAGAAUGGCACCAACAAGAGCAAGUGGAUGUGAUGUCCUAAGGCAAUUGGAAUGUGUGAAAUUCACAUUAGGAAAAUCUCCAAAACAAGAAGGCAAAGUUCUAAGCAAUCGAAAGAAAGACAAAAAAAGUAUAAAAAAGUCUAAACGAAGGAGACAAAUGAUGAAUGAUACCGGAGAACCAGAUGUGCAAGAUAUAGCCACAAUGAAUGAAAAACUGAGAGAUGCUAUGAGAUCAAAAGAUAAUCUAAAGGCCCGUCUUGACUUGGUAGAUUUGGGUAUUAGACCUGAGCUUCAUCCUCAAAUACUUCCUAAUGAUGAGAUAAAACUUGGAGGUCCCGUACAAUAUAGGUGGAUGUAUCCUCAAGAGAGAUUCUUUGUGCGCUUAAAAUCAUAUGUUCGCAAUAGAGCUCAUCCUGAAGGAUCGAUCGCUGAAGGUUAUAUAGCUGAAGAGUGUUUAACAUUUUGUUCAAGACAAUUUAUUGAUAUGGAAAAAAGAAAACGUCGCCGGCAUACUCACUUAACUGCACAAGAUAUUGAAAAGUUAGUGAGUGAGAAAUUCCACGAAUGGUUUGAAAAGCAGGUGAUGAGAAUGGACAAUCCAACUAUUUCACAAAAAGUUGCAACCCUUGGUAGGGGACCAAAUAAAGUUGCUAGGCGAUUAUCAGGAUUUAUUAUCAAUGGAUUUCGAUAUCACACCAUAUCUCGGGAGGAGAAUAGAAAGACACAAAAUAGUGGUGUCGUUAACACAUCAGAAAUAGAUGGUGUGAAUUACUAUGGUAGGCUACGAGACAUUAUUGAGUUGAAUUACUAUGGAAAUUUCAAGGUUGUCUUAUUUAAAUGCGAUUGGAUAGAUGUCCACCAUAGUUCCUAUGUAUGGAAUUUGAGUGAAGAGGAAAGGAUAGAGAUUGAAGUAGACAAGUAUGGAUGUCCAUGCACAGAAGAAGGAGCCGUCCUUAGUUCAUUUUUAGGAGUUAUCGCAAAGAAUGGACGAUUUGCGCCUCUAGACAUCCCUAGAUGGGAUAAUAAAGCACUUAAUUCAUACAAAGAAAAAAUGCUUAAACUUAUUGAGUCUAAAUUUUCAUAUCCGAUUAGUACAAGAGAUUGGGUUUUAGCAUCACUGAACAAAAAAUGGAGAGAUUACAAGAGUGAAUUGAAGUCGGAAUAUUUUCAUCCCCAUGAGAAGUCUACAAAUGAGAUAAUGGCUAAUGUGCCACAAGAUGUCAUUGAAGACCAAUGGUGUAGAAUGGUAUCAGAAUGGUGUACUGAGAAGAGCAAGAAACUUUGUGAAGCAAAUGCAGCAAAUUCAAGGACGCAAAAGAAUGCUCAUACAUCUGGUAGAAAAAGCCAUGCAAGACGAAGGAAGGAAUUGUCAACAGAGGUGGAUAAACUUAAAGGGGAGAUAAAAGAUAUGCGUGAAGAAGUGGAUCGCUUAAGGGCAUUAAUAUCUCAAAAAUUUCCUGAAGAAAAUAUUGGAUCUCCAUCACCUGCACCUGUGCCACCUAUUAAUCCACAGGUUGUACAUCAUAGUAGUGCAAAUUAUCCUUUUCCUAACCUCCAGUCAUCAUUUUCAAGUCAUGAGCCUUCAAAUGCUGAUCUUCGUGGCCGAACUAUUUGA